This is a messenger RNA of Helicoverpa armigera (cotton bollworm), 1942 nucleotides long. RefSeq names its product zinc finger protein 718. NCBI's taxonomy places the organism in Eukaryota, Metazoa, Arthropoda, Insecta, Lepidoptera, Noctuidae. Gene Ontology annotation, molecular function: DNA-binding transcription factor activity, RNA polymerase II-specific; RNA polymerase II transcription regulatory region sequence-specific DNA binding. The coding region runs from base 54 to 1778 and encodes 574 amino acids. The record is from RefSeq and is a predicted model, not a curated record. Gene Ontology annotation, biological process: regulation of transcription by RNA polymerase II. Gene Ontology annotation, cellular component: nucleus. The transcript is spliced from 10 exons.
AAGAAGUACAAAAUUCAUGAAAUUUUUAUAAAUUUAAAGGAGAAUAAGUAAAAAUGUCUUCGUUUCUAUGCUUUAUUUGUCAUAGUACUGUGAACGCAGAUACCAAUGAGGAAAUAAGGGAAAAAUAUAGAGAAAUUGUUGGGAUGAGUUUAUGUCCAGACUCCCAUCUCUGCUACAUAUGUUGUCACAUGGUGAAUAAGCUGUGGCUAUUUAAAUCUAUCUGUCUGAAAAGAAGUUUGGAGUACCCUGUGUUAUUUAGUGAAAAAGGCACAAUAAAUCUUCAAAAGAAUGAGAUAGAAACAGUAAUAAUUUGUUCUGAAGAAAACUGUUUACCUACCAAUAUAUUACAACUAUAUGUAUAUAAUAGAGAUCAAAGUACACAUAGUAGUGAUUAUAUGAAACUUGAGGAAGAAGGCAAUGAUUUUGAAGAUUAUUUUGAAGGUCAAGUUGAGGAUAAUGGUGUUAAAGAAGGUGAGGAGUGUAAGAAUACCGAAGAUAAUAUACCCAAUCACAAUGAAAAUUGUGAAGACAGUAACGACAUAGAAAAUAAUGGUUCCGUACAUUCAAAUAGCGAAGAUGUACAUUUAAAACAAGAAACGACCGAUGAAUUUGAAUUAAAAGACAUUGGUGAAGAAAAUGAAAUAAACUAUGAGUUCUAUGAAGAAGAAAGAAAUGAGUGUUUGGAUGAAAUUAGGAAUGGGAGUGGGAAUGAAGAUGGGAAUGAAGAAUCAGACUCAAAAAAGAAGAAAUCAAAAAAGUCUAAGAAGAAAGGCUUCGAGAAGAUACUGUUAACUGCAGAAGAGCAGAAAGCAGAGUUAGAAGCGCAGAGAAGGAGCAAGAAGUACACAGAAGCAGAGUUUAAAUGUUAUAAUUGUGCUUUGGGCUUUCUCUUCAAAGAUACUUAUCAAGCCCAUAUGAUGAGACAUGAAGAGUCUAACGGCGAAUACGUUUGUCAACUAUGUUCGCUCCGGUUCGCGACGGGCGCGGUAUUGCGGGCGCACUGUAAGCUGCACUCUACGCGGCACAGGUGUACAGUGUGCUCCGCGUAUAUUCGCGCGCGACAGACUCAGACGCACGCUAAGAGAUGCCAUGAUAGUUCUUCGGUGGCUACCUGUCAUCUGUGUGGGAGGGUUUUUCAGGACGCAAGUGGUUUACAACAGCAUUUGAAAAGGUUCCACGGUCGAACUAAGUCGAAUAGAACGUAUUCUUGUAAUAUUUGUGGUAAAAACUUUAAAAACCAAGCCGCUGUGAGGACUCAUAUGUUAACCCACAUAAACCGCAAAUUCACCUGCGACCAAUGCCCCUCUAUAUUCAGUAGUCCCUACACUUUGAAUCAACACAAAAAGAAACACACUACCACAGAACUAUUGAAGGAACAUUACUGUACAACUUGUGGGGUGGGGUAUACUAGUAGGAAGAGUCUGUUGGCGCAUUUGAGGAAUUCGGGUAAUCAUCAGGAGAGAUCCUACGAAUGCGUAAUCUGCAAUCGCUCAUGCCCAAACGAGCGUUCUUUGAACUCCCACAUGUCUUCCGUACACUCAUCAAGCAAAGACUUUGGUUGUUCCACCUGCGGCGCUAAGUAUGCCAGUCGAAAGUCUUUGGUUAGACAUGUGGGCACUCAUACAGCUAGACCACAGCCAAGUAAAGCUGUGUGUCAUCAUUGUGGGAAUAGUUUUAAGGGUAAAAGCAAGCUGAAUAGGCAUUUACGAGAAGUUUGUGAAAAGGACAAAUUGGAGGAAGAGCUUUCUGCUUAUUAUGAUAAUGUUAUAAGCCAGUAAGUCUGACACCAGUCUAACCAAGGGGUAUUGGGUUGCCUGGGUAACUGGGUUGAGGAGGUCAGAUAGGGCAGUCGCUCCUUGUGGCACACUGGUACUCAGCUACAUCCGGUUAGACUGGCAGCCGACCCCAACAUAGUUGGGAAAAAGGCUCGGAUGAUGUUAUA